ACUAGUUUAUGUGAAGAACGAAGCAAAAUGGCGGCGGCAGCAGCUCAGAAAGUCCAGGAAGUCAGGGAUAUCACAAGAAUUGAAAGAAUAGGUGCACAUUCACACAUACGUGGACUUGGAUUGGAUGAUGCUUUGGAAGCAAGACAGGUGUCACAGGGUAUGGUAGGACAGGUUACUGCUCGACGUGCAGCAGGGAUAAUCCUAGAAAUGAUUAAGGAUGGUAAGAUUGCUGGCAGAGCUGUCCUUAUUGCAGGUCAGCCAGGAACAGGAAAAACAGCUAUUGCAAUGGGAAUGGCACAGUCUCUUGGUCCUGACACACCCUUCACAUCUAUCGCUGGUAGUGAGAUUUUCUCUCUUGAGAUGAGUAAAACUGAAGCUCUUACACAGGCUUUCAGAAAGUCAAUUGGAGUGAGAAUUAAGGAGGAAACAGAGAUUAUUGAAGGAGAGGUUGUUGAGAUUCAAAUUGACAGGCCAGCCUCAGGAACUGGAGCUAAAGUUGGGAAGUUGACGUUAAAGACAACUGAAAUGGAAACCAUUUAUGACCUUGGAACAAAAAUGAUUGAGUCCCUUACAAAAGAGAAAGUACAAGCAGGUGAUAUUAUUACUAUAGACAAGGCUACUGGUAAAGUUUGUAAACUGGGAAGAUCUUUUACUAGAGCAAGAGAUUAUGAUGCCAUGGGAGCUGAGACCAAGUUUGUACAGUGUCCAGAAGGUGAGCUUCAGAAGAGAAAAGAAGUUGUACACACUGUUACCCUGCAUGAAAUUGAUGUCAUCAACAGCAGAACACAAGGGUUUCUUGCCUUGUUUGCAGGUGACACGGGUGAAAUAAAAGGAGAAGUCCGUGAGCAAAUCAAUGCUAAAGUAGCUGAAUGGAGAGAAGAAGGGAAGGCAGACAUUGUACCAGGGGUCCUGUUCGUUGAUGAGGUCCAUAUGCUGGAUAUUGAAUCCUUCUCUUUCCUUAAUCGUGCUCUUGAGAGUGAUAUGGCUCCUGUUCUUAUCAUGGCUACCAACAGAGGAAUAACCAAAAUACGUGGCACAAAUUACAAGAGCCCACAUGGAAUACCACUUGACUUACUGGACAGAUUACUCAUCAUUUCUACCACUCCAUAUGAAGAAAAAGAGCUGAGACAAAUUCUCUCUAUUCGUUGCGAAGAAGAGGAUGUUGAAAUGUCUGAAGAUGCAAUGAUGGUAUUAACGAAAAUUGCCCAAGAAACUUCACUAAGAUAUUCCAUUCACCUUAUAACUGUUGCAAAUCUGAUCUGCAGGAAACGAAAGGGCCAAGAAGUGCAAAUGGAUGACAUCAAACGUGCCUAUUCGCUCUUCUUUGACGAGUCUCGCUCCACACAGUUCCUUAAGGAAUACCAACAACAGUUUAUGUUCCACGAAGAGUCAGAAACAAUUGAACAAGAACCUGAGACCAUGGACACAGAAAUAAUAUCUUAAUGAAAUGUUUAGUACUUUUACUAUCAGUCGCUUUUAUGACGUUCAUAAUCGUUCUCAGUGGUGUGUAAGAUGGUGUGUAUUUUCUGAACUUAAUUUAAGGCCAGAUUCCAAUAAACGUUUUUGUCUUUAGCUAA
Molecule: messenger RNA, 1577 nt
Organism: Actinia tenebrosa (Australian red waratah sea anemone)
Lineage: Eukaryota; Metazoa; Cnidaria; Anthozoa; Actiniaria; Actiniidae
Product: ruvB-like 2
Molecular function (GO): ATP-dependent activity, acting on DNA; ATP binding; ATP hydrolysis activity
Source: RefSeq, a predicted model, not a curated record